This is a messenger RNA of Pungitius pungitius (ninespine stickleback), 2257 nucleotides long. It is a transcript of the gene rars1, whose product is annotated as arginyl-tRNA synthetase 1. The coding region runs from base 119 to 2104 and encodes 661 amino acids. Gene Ontology annotation, molecular function: ATP binding; arginine-tRNA ligase activity. Gene Ontology annotation, biological process: arginyl-tRNA aminoacylation. The transcript has 15 exons. The record is from RefSeq and is a predicted model, not a curated record. Gene Ontology annotation, cellular component: cytoplasm. Lineage: Eukaryota; Metazoa; Chordata; Actinopteri; Perciformes; Gasterosteidae.
GGCGAAGAAGAACGAGAUGACGUAGCCUGUCCCCGGAAGUGCAUGCCUCGAAGUUUCGUCAGACACGAGAGUCCACGUCAAGCCGACAGAAGAGUUCCUCUGUGGUGGGUCAGAAAAGAUGGGAGACCCCAUAACCGAGUACACGGGCCGGCUGCAGCAACAGGAGAAGGAGAUCCAGAGUCUCUCUGCAGAAAUCGAGAGCCUCAAAAACCCACGGAACCCCAGCGCGUCCGAACACCUCGAUGCGCUGCGGGACGAGAACGCCAAGCUGAAGUACCGCGUCAACAUCCUGAAGAGGAGCCUGCAGGAGGAGAGGCCGACCAGCUGCAGCACGUCCAUGACCAACAUCAACCAGCGGCUGCAGGAGGUUUUCGGCGAGGCCAUCCGGGCGUCCUGCCCCGAGCUGGACGACCCCCCCGUGUCGGUCGCGCCCAACCAGCAGGCCAAGUUCGGAGACUACCAGUGCAACAGUGCCAUGGCCAUGUCUCAGAUGCUGAAGGCCAAGGGGGUGAAAGCCAACCCGAGGGAAAUCGCAGAGAAGAUCAUCCAGAAUCUGCCGGACAACGAAGUCGUCGAGAAAACUGAAAUCGCGGGACCAGGGUUCAUCAACAUCCACCUGAAGAGGCCGUUCGUGUCCAAACUGCUGAGCAAGCUGCUAAUCAACGGCGUGCAGCCCCCACCGCUGGACUCCAGGAAGCGGGUGGUGGUGGAUUUCUCCUCUCCCAACAUCGCCAAAGAGAUGCACGUGGGCCACCUGCGCUCCACCAUCAUCGGGGAAAGCAUGUGCCGUCUGUUUGAGUUCCUGGGCUACGACGUUCUGAGGCUGAACCACGUGGGUGACUGGGGGACCCAGUUCGGGAUGCUGAUCGCCCACCUGCAGGACAAGUUCCCCGACUACCUGACGUCCUCGCCGCCCAUCGGCGACCUCCAGGCCUUCUACAAAGAGUCGAAGAAGCGCUUUGACGAGGAGGAGGACUUUAAGAAGCGGGCGUACAAGUGUGUCGUCAGACUGCAGAGCAAAGAGCCCAGCUUCCUGAAAGCCUGGAACCUCAUCUGUGAUGUUUCCAGGAGAGAGUUCCAGAGGGUUUACGACUGCCUGGACAUCCGGAUCAUGGAGAGGGGAGAGUCGUACUACCAGGACAUGAUGACGAAGGUGGUGAAGGAGUUUGAGGAGAGAGGCAUGGCGGAGCUGGACGAGGGGCGAAAGGUCGUCUUCGUCCCCGGUCAGUCCAUCCCCCUCACCAUCGUCAAGUCGGACGGCGGGUACACCUACGACACGUCGGACCUGGCCGCGCUGCGCCAGCGCCUCUUCGACGAGAAGGCCGACAUCAUAAUCUACGUCACGGACAGCGGGCAGGCCACUCACUUCCAGGUGGUGUUUGCCGCCGCUCAGAUGAUCGGCUGGUACGACCCGCGGGUGACCCGGGUGGAGCACGCCGGCUUUGGUGUGGUGCUGGGGGAGGACAAAAAGAAGUUUAAAACCCGAUCCGGAGACACCGUGAGGCUGAUUGACCUCCUGGAUGAGGGACUCAAGAGGUCCAUGGACAAACUGAAGGAGAAGGAGAGAGACAAGGUCCUGACCCCCGAGGAGCUGACCAAGGCCCAGAGGUCGGUCGCGUUCGGCUGCAUCAAGUACGCCGACCUGUCCCACAACCGCGUCAACGACUACGUCUUCUCCUUCGACAAGAUGCUGGACGACCGGGGCAACACGGCGGCGUACCUGCUCUACGCCUUCACUCGCAUCAGGUCCAUCGCUCGUCUGGCUAACAUCGACGAGGCGGCGCUCAGGAAAGCGGCAGAGACCUCCGAGGUCCUCCUGGACCACGAGAAGGAGUGGAAGCUGGGGAAGUGCCUCCUCCGCUUCCCGGAGAUCCUGCAGAAGAUCCUGGACGACCUCCUGCUGCACACGCUCUGCGACUACCUGUACGAGCUCGCCACCACCUUCACCGAGUUCUACGACAGCUGCUACUGCAUCGAGAAGGACCGAAAGACGGGUGAGGUGGUGAAGGUCAACAUGUGGAGGAUGCUGCUGUGCGACGCCACGGCGGCCAUCAUGGCCAAGUGUUUCGACAUCCUGGGCAUCAACCCCGUCGGGCGGAUGUGAUGUCACAACGUUCCCCACAGGACCAGAUGGAGUAAACGCUGUUUUUUUCACUCCCAUCGCGGCCAGAAACUCGCUGGACUUUAAAGUUGAUUCCAGCUAUUAACGGUUUCUUUUUUUUUUAUUAUUAAAGAACUGAUGUGAAAUUCAAAAAUC